GCGUUGUCACUUCAGCCGCAGGAGUUGCCAUAAACCCUCCCGGCAUCCGUGUUGAACCCGCCACCAUUUAUAGCCUCGCGGUGACAAACAAUCUUAUUAUGAGAUUUAAACUUUGCCUCGGCUAGACUGAAGGAUCAACAUGCGCUCCUCUCGCACCUUAUUCCCCGCAGUUUCCCCAACUGAUACAGUAAUACCUACCAAACCUACCCGCCUCCUUUUGAUUGUGGUUAAACGCCGGUGUCAGCUCUCGGUGUAAUAGGAGAGAAAAAAAAAACCCAAGCAGGGCUCCGGGUCUGUUCAGCAUACAUAAAGGCAAGCGCUGAGAGAGGAGCUCAGCCCCUGAGUUAAAUCACUCACCGCUAAAUGGAUCUUUGAGACUCUCCCUUGACGCAGUCAGUCGCCGCUUUGUGCGUCUUCAACCCGAAAACAGAAAACUGGGAUUCUUUUUUGUUUAUUUUUUUAAAAUUCUUUUUAUUUUCUACUAUCUGACAGAGCAAAUCUCUUAUCUUUUUGAAAAUGUCUUGUGUUCGUGGUGACAUACAGUAAGCUGCCAGCUUUGCAUCGGGGAAGAGGCUUCUCGCUCCGAGAUCGUCAAGCAGAGUUCAAGAGGAGGAAUCAGUGAACAUCUGUACAGCUGGAAGGACACCAGGGAUGCUCUCUCACACCAAGGACUUCAACCUAGAGUACAGAGGUUAUUCCUCCGUGCACAUGAAAGAGACACAGGAAGGAAGACAGUGGCAGAAACAAUAAGAUGAGACCGUUUAAUGAUGAUAACCUCUAAGGAGAAAAGCACAAGCCAACCUGAGGUGGUGAAAUCUCUUUUAAACCACACCACCACAAGUUCACUGCAGGCAAACCUAAAUGAAAGAAACUCAGCAUAAAGGCAGAUACUCAACAUUUUUCUGACUGGUACAUGGGAAUAACACCAUCCAUCAAUGAAGAGGAGACAAAUAAAUGGAUUGUUUCUGGCCCUGAGAACAGUUGAACAUCCGGCUGAUUUUCCAACAGGAUCAUCUCAGCUGUUCUGAAACCACAGCUGCAUCACCCUCUGUUCAUUUUAUUUUCCAGCCCUGCACAUGACUCUCAGAGAAGCACCAAUGGCCUGCAGCUUAGGCAUGGUGACGAGUGCCUUGUUUUGGUCUGUAGCCAUUGUAUAUUUGACUCAUAUUGGCAGAGUGAGUGGAGACUGCUGGUUAAUUGAGGGUGAAAAGGGCUUUGUAUGGCUUGCAAUUUGUAGCCAAAACCAACCACCUUAUGAGGCCAUCCCACAGCAUAUCAACAGCACCAUUGUGGACCUUCGUCUAAAUGAAAACAAAAUCAAAAGUAUCCAUUAUUCUGCCCUUAGUCGCUUUGCCAACUUGACCUACCUGAACCUGACGAAGAAUGAAAUCUCCUACAUAGAGGACGGGGCCUUUUCUGCUCAGUUUAACUUACAAGUCCUCCAAAUGGGCUUCAACAAGUUGCGGAACCUGACAGAGGGAAUCCUCAGGGGUUUAGGAAAGCUGCAGUACCUCUACCUCCAGGCAAACCUGAUUGAGACUGUGACACCCAAUGCCUUUUGGGAAUGCCCCAACAUUGAGAACAUCGACCUCUCCAUGAACCGGAUCCAGCAGUUAGACGGGUCCACAUUUACCAGUCUGACUAAACUAACCACAUGCGAGCUGUACACCAACCCAUUCAACUGCUCAUGUGAAUUGCUUGGCUUUGUCAAAUGGCUCUCAGUUUUCCCGAACAGGACAAAUGAGCGGAUGGUAUGCGACUCCCCUCCUGGUGUCUCUGGUUAUAGUUUACUGAGCCAGAAUCCUAACAAUCCAACCUAUCGAAAUGCACUUCACAUGCUCACGACAGUGUGUACUGAUGACUAUGUAACACCAUUUAUUGCUGUUCCCACUGAGUCUACAACAAACCCACCAGACUCAACACUUUGUGGGCUGGAAGACUGUCCCUCAGGCACAGAACCAGAUGACAUUACUAUCAGUACAACCUACAGCAGUGUGGAAGUAACCCCUCAAAUGAAACUGAAGCAAGUAACAAAUACCGGUGCCACCAUCACAGUUCAGAUUCCUCAUCCUUACAAGAAGAUGUACAUCCUGGUUCUGUAUAACAACAGUUUCUUCACAGAUAUUCAAAAUCUGAUACACACAAAGGAGGAUAUUGAACUACCAAACCUUAAACCCCACACUAAUUACACAUACUGUGUCGCUUCAAUACGCAACUCUCUCAGACACAACCACACUUGUCUGACAGUCACUACUGGCCCUCGGAUUGAAAAGGACAGAGCUGUAAACAAUCCAACUGCUACUCAUUACAUUAUGACAAUUUUAGGCUGCCUCUUUAGCAUGGUCAUUUUUCUGGGGGUGGUCUACUAUUGCUUGCGGAGGAAACGUCAGCAAGAUGAAAAGCACAAAAAAUCAGGUAGCCUGAAGAAAAAUAUAAUGGAACUAAAAUAUGGACAAGAACUGGAAGGAGGGACUAUUUCUCGAAUGUCGCAGAAGCAGUUGUUAGCUGGGGAGAGCAUGGCACGUAUGCCAUACUUGCCAUCUGCUGCUGAAAUGGAGCAGUACAAAUUUCAAGAAAUAAGUGAUACACCUAAAAUGAUGAAGGGAAACUACAUGGAGGUGCGAAGCGUGGACCACCAUGAACGCAGGGAGUGUGAUAUGGGAAUGCCUGGGAAUAGUCAGGGGUCAGUGGCGGAGAUUUCCACCAUUGCAAAAGAGGUGGAUAAAGUAAAUCAGAUAAUUAACAACUGCAUAGAUGCUCUUAAGUCAGAAUCCACCUCUUUUCAAGGGGUGAAAUCUGGAGCGGUGUCCACAGCAGAGCCUCAGCUUGUACUACUAUCAGAACACCCACAGAGUAAAUCUGGCCUUCUGUCCCCGGUGUACAAGGACAGCUACCAUCAUUCUCUGCAGAGGCAUCGGACCUCUGAUGUCUCACCAAAGAGGCCCAGCACUGCCACAGGAGGGCCCAUGCGUAGCCCCAGGCCUUAUCGUGCUGAACCCAAGUACAUAGAGAAAACCUCCCCAACAGGAGAGACCAUCCUCACUGUUACACCUGCCGCCACCAUCCUGAGGGCUGAGGCAGAGAAGAUCCGUCAGUACAGUGACCACCGGCACUCAUACCCCGAUGCUCAGAUAGAGGAGCUCGAAGGACCUGACAGCCACAAGUCCUCCAUGUUGGAGCCACUUACGCACUCCCGCUCCAGAGACUUAGCAUAUUCCCAGCUGUCAUCUCAGUAUCACAAUCUAAGCUACUCCUCCAGUCCUGAGUACUACUGCAAACCUUCACACAGCAUCUGGGAGCGGUUCAAACUCCAUCGGAAACGGCACAAAGAUGAGGAGUACAUGGCCGCAGGGCAUGCACUGCGUAAGAAAGUCCAGUUUGCAAAGGAUGAGGACCUGCAUGAUAUUUUAGACUACUGGAAAGGUGUAUCAGCCCAACAUAAAUCAUAACCUCUUUAGGUGUUUUUAAAAUGGACCACACAUUGCAGAAAUGACACAAGAACCUCAUCUGACAACCGAACCAAUGGAAACUUCCAUAUUAUAAUCAACCACUCACUCACGUGUAUCAAAUUCCCUUCUGACUGUGAGGAAAAUGGGGUUAAGAUUCUUCAAAUUUGUCAUAUUAUGUAAAGCAUCCAACAGGAAAACUUUUAUCUAUUAAAGAGAAAAUAUAUUGCAAAUUAAUAAUAUAUAUGUUACAAUGGAUUAUAGGUUUUUGGGUAUCGCAUGGCCAAGUCCUGUGACAGUGGAUUUGCUGUUGUGUAAUAUGAAACUACUAUAUGAAGAUUAUGUCUAAUGAAAUCUCAGUAUUUUUGGAAGAAAUAUCUGGACCUUUCAUUCAAAAAGAACUUUUUUCCUUCCCUCCCUGCAUUUAUUUAAUUCAACAAAACUAUGUACAGAUGUGGGUUUCUAUAUUUGCAAUGUUUGCUGUGUAAAUGGAAACGUACUAGUGGAUGAUUCAGGUUUAGCAAAUGGAACGCUGUUUAUUUAGAUCAACUUGCUAAAGAACGGCAUGUCCAACUUUAAACCUGUCAGAACAUUUGUCAUUUUAACCAUCACCGCCUGUUUUUUUUAUUCUUAUCUUUCUUAAAGCUUUUUACAUGCAUUUUACAAGAUACAGAUGGAUUCAGUUUUCAAGUCCCCUAGUCACACAACGCAGUAUUCACUGGAUGGUUUCUGACAGACUUCAUGCAGGUGAGAUGCAGUAUAUCACAUGCUGUAAUGAAGCUCAGUCGUCAGUUUUGUGAACCAUCAUUUGUAUCUUUAGUACCAAAGUAGAAAAAGCCGAAAUGUUUACAAUAUUUCUGCACGGUCUGGGAAUCAUAUGAACAUACAGCAGUAGGUCCAUGUUGACUGUUCUUUUUUUUUUUAAUUGUAUCAGUUACACCUUUAAAAGUGAAAACAUUGGGAAACAACAUCAUCUACACACACAAUAUGGUAUUGAAAGCCUGUUAUUAAUAACUAACACUUCAAAGGUAAGACAGCUGUACUCUGUCACCUGUUGUUAAGGUACGCAGACAGCUGUUCUUCCCUGCAGGAAAGCCCGAUGGAUGAAUGUAACAGAUACAUUUUCUGAUCUGUCUAUGGCAGCUUUUAUGUAUAUUUUCAAGGAAAUAUUUAUUUAACGCUAUUACCGACUGUGUUUUUCUCUUUUCCUUUGCUUUAAUAUUUCUUCCAGUGUAUUAUAUUGCAUAAUGUUUGAUCCGAUAAAUGCAGGAAAGUAGUUUGUUUUUCGGCUGGACCUUGUUGCUUGCUGAGAGGCUACAUUUUUAUUUUUAACUGCUAGGCUGUUAAAUCUUUUUGUAUAUUAUGAAAGCUACGUACCAGACAAAUAUCAACAUGCUAGAGUAAAAUUUGAGAAUGUGAAACUGAAUCCUCUGACUUACUGGCUGUGAAUUUGUAUAUCAUGAAGUUUUUUGAGUAAAUAUAAGACUUAACGCUUUCUCUUUGUAAGUCGUUUAUAUAACUUAUUCCGAACAGGCUCAUGAUGAUUCACUGCAUAUUUAUGAAUAAGCAAUAAAUAUGAUUUCAAUUCUCCUACUCAUUUGUAACUAAUAUAACUCUAAAUGUGUUGUCAGUGUAGGAUGUGGGGGUUUUUCAAGGGAGAAGAGCUCUUUGAGUUUCAGCACUUAAACUUCAUAUCUCUCAAUUCUAGGGCUGCAAAGGUAUUAAAAAAUAUUUUAUUAUGUAUGCUUAUUAGUCUUUAAGGAAGCAAAGCAAACUACUUCCCAAGCUGCAGCAGAUCUUCUUUCUAUUUUAACUCUGCUAUUCUCAUUAGUCAAGUGUCCAUCCAAAGUUAGUGCAAAUUUUAACAGAAUUACCAGAAACACAGCAAAAGUGUGCAAGUCCAUCCACUACUCUUAUGUGAAUAUUUGACCGCAUCAAGAUCAGCAGUUGAUGGUGCUAUUCUCCAGUCGGGUGCCAUUAUACCAUUGCAGAAGAAGACGUGGCGACAAGAUGAGGUAAUUAAAAGAGCACCAGUCAAACCUCAACUUCAGUGAAGGAAAACAAUGUUGAAAACAUAAUAGAAAUAUGGCAUUUAUUAUGUUUAAUGUAUCAAUUUGAGGAACACUACAGUCUGCUAUUUUUUUUCCCAAUAUCUUUCAAAUUUCUGGUGUUUCCACUCAAGUUAUUUUGUGCACAAAAAUAGAAAUGCCCAUGAACACAGAUACAUGGAAACUCACUUCUUGUGGUCCUCACUUACUAAAAUCAAAUUUGAUUUUAGUAAGUGAGGACAGCCCUGAAGCAACUUUGCCCAGAAUGUGUGGUGCUCUAAAAAAAUACGCAGACAUCAUCUCCAGACAACAGAUGAUGAUCCACUUUUUGAAGCACAAACAUUUUUUGUGUUUUCCUCUCCAACACCAGGCGAACCAUUCUUUUCUGCUUUGAUUCUUGAUACAUUUUUCCAAAGAUACUGUGUGUCAGAUCAGAUCACUUCAUCUGCACCUCUAUUUCUGUCUAACUUUUCAGUCUCAUGACAUAUUUUGCAUACUCAAAAAGUGGACAUCAGAGUGUGAAAUAUGAAACACUUCCACAUCAAUGAAUUACAAAACAUUAAAUCAGACUUAGUGACUUACUGCUUUGUACAUACUGUGAAUUGCGUUAUCAGAGCUGACCCGAGGGAAUGAAUUUGUCUAGUGACAUAUUUUUUCAUCAACUCUUUUUUGUUCCAUUAGACAUUGAGUAUGUAAGUAUAACUGCAGGCAUCAGUUAGCCCAUUUGUAUUUUUCUGUGUCAUAAUGCUGCAUCCAUUCCAUGUAAGUGUGUCAUGACGCUGUUAUUAUUCAUUAAUGUGAAAUGAAGCAUUCAUGAGCCUGAUGUGAAUGUGUUAUGUAAGCACCUUGUAAAGUGUUAACUUGGUUGUCUGACUUAAUAUUUCAACCGCCUUAAGAUUUUGGGAUAUGUGUACAAGUGUAAAUUUCCUUUUGUUUUAUUUCAAUGUUGAUACUGUUGAUGAGUCUCCAUUUGUUGUUAUUUUUAUAAAAGCAUUUCAGUAUCUUCUGAGAGCUGUCAGGUUUCUAGUUCAUUUAGCUAUUUAGCAACAUGUUUUUAUACUGCAUAUUGUAGCACUUCUGUGUCUAAUAAGAGUUUAAAGUGUUGAGAAAACCUUUAGAAAGAUCAACAGUUGUUGUUCAAAGUGCAUCAAAACAAACAAGAGCACAAAAUGUGUUUUUUAUUUUAUUUUAUUUCUAAAUACUAUGUUAUCUGCUUUCAGACAAAGUACUGUGAAAUAAAGUUAAGGGUGCACAUACA
Lates calcarifer (barramundi perch) is the source of this 6752-nucleotide messenger RNA. It is a transcript of the gene elfn1a, whose product is annotated as extracellular leucine-rich repeat and fibronectin type III domain containing 1a. Bases 1077 to 3449 code for a protein of 790 amino acids. Gene Ontology annotation, cellular component: plasma membrane. Gene Ontology annotation, molecular function: protein binding. The record is from RefSeq and is a predicted model, not a curated record. NCBI's taxonomy places the organism in Eukaryota, Metazoa, Chordata, Actinopteri, Centropomidae. The transcript is spliced from 3 exons.